UAUAUAUAUAUACAUAUUGUAUAAUUGUUUUUAGUGUAUAAGUUUAAUUGGUUUAUGAAUUAUUUUAAAUUUAUUCUUGAAGAACAGACUCCCACUAUUGGUUAAGGCCCAAAACGCAAUUAACCUAUGCCAUGAUAUAAAAUUUGUUGCAGGUUUGUCGUGCCUUGGUGAAGCUCUGCAAUUUCAAUUCUUUUUUUUUUUAGUCAGCCAUUUGCCCUGUGUGCUAAGCGGUAAUAAAUUGUUAAUGGUCAUUUAUUGCCAUUGGGUAAACACGCACAAAUAGCUCUCAUCUGCGCUAGUGCGUGUGUAUUUUAUGGUCAGGAAGAGGCUACCGUUACUUGGCAACGAAAACGAUGUUGGGAGUGUGACCAUGGCACCCCAGCUCUUUGCCCACUACUUGCCACCAAUCAUCCCUAAAUGGCAAAUUUGUAAAUUUGCUCAUGGAUGACUGAUGCUCAUAAUGACACUAUUCCCUUUGCACCACCUGCGUCACACCAUACAUGGGACAUGAAAUAUGUCUUUUCUAUGGAGAGUUUAUGGCCUCAUACAUAUAACCACAGCCCAUUUUGGUUCGGGUUUGUACAAAUGUGCAGGUUCAUUUUGAGUGGAAGAGGUCUUUACUCCGUUCUUGAGCAGUAAUAAACGCGGGCCUCACUUGCUACCAAUCGGCUCAUGUGCUGAUCUAAAUUCGAACUGUUGAUCCUCGGAGGAAGUCUGCAGCCUCUUUUUAGUCAACCAUUCAGGUUACACAUAAAGCAGUAACAAAGCUGCCCCCACUCGCCACCUAUAGCAUCAAAGUAAAUUGUGCUUAUGGUGUACAACAACAACAACCUGUCCCCGUCCCCCAUUGAGGCCUAUUGCACCACCUGUGUCACACCAAACAUGGACAUGAAGCAUCCAUCCAUCCAUCCAUCCAUUUUCCGAACCGCUUGAUCCUCACUAGGGUCGCGGGGGGUGCUGGAGCCUAUCCCAGCUGUCUUCGGGCAGUAGGCGGGGGACACCCUGAAUCGGUUGCCAGCCAAUCGCAGGGCACACACAGACGAACAACCAUCCACACUCACAAUCACACCUAGGGACAAUUUCAGAGAGUUCAAUCAGCCUGCCACGCAUGUUUUUUGGAAUGUGGGAGGAAACCGGAGCACCCGGAGAAAACCCACGCAGGCCCGGGGAGAACAUGCAAACUCCACACAGGGAGGCCGGAGCUGGAAUUGAACUCGGUACCUCUGCACUGUGAAGCCGACGUGCUAACCACUGGACUACCGGGCCGCUGGACAUGAAGUACUGCAUGUUUAUUUAAAAAUUUCCAUUGCCUCUUUUUCUUGUUUUAGUUUUGUCUGAAAGUAUACUUUUAAAGUGCGUGUUUGUGGAUGGCCAUAAAAAGGCCACCAAUCAUCCUGAAUUUGAUCCAUGCAAAAUGUGCUCAUGGACUCUCGCGCCACCUGUGUCACACCAAACAUUAGAAGAAUGCAGUAAUAAUAAUAAAUGAUAACCAAAAGCUUCACCAGGCACCUCCUGCGUUGCUGGACAUUUUCCCUCCUCGUCAGCUGCUCUGCAAAUGAUUGACCGAUGGAGCUGGGCCCCUCCACCCGGCCUCCUCCACCGCCACACCUGGAGGGGCUCAAACGUCAACUCGUCCCCGGGAAUGGCGCACCGCAGUUCGGCCCCGAGAGUCAUCGCCCGUCGCUGGGUGCUGCUGGCCGCAUGGCUCGCCGCUUGCCCGGCGCGCGCCUCCGCCAAGUCCGGCGCGGGCAUUCGGACGUGGGCGCGCUUCAAUAAGCUCCCUUACCCGGGCGACAAGGCCUUUCUGCACGGCACCUUCCCGCCGGGCUUCAUGUGGGCGGUUGGCACCGCCGCCUACCAAGUGGAAGGCGCCUUCGACAAGGACGGCAAGGGUCCGUCCAUCUGGGACACGUUCACGCGGGACGGCAACCGCAUGGCGACGGGCGACGUGGGCAGCGACAGUUACCACAACGCCGCGGCCGACGUGCGGGCUAUUCGCCAGCUGGGUGUCAGCCACUACCGCUUCUCGCUGUCGUGGCCGCGUAUCUUCCCCAACGGAACGCGCGGUAGCCUCAACGAAGCGGGCGUGCGCUACUACCGCGGACUGUUGGCCCGGCUCAAGGAGGCUCGCGUGGAGCCGGUGGUGACCCUUUACCACUGGGACCUGCCCGACGCGCUGCAGCAGCGGCUGGGCGGGUGGAGCAACCCGGACAUGGUGGAGGUGUUCCGAGACUACGCCGACUACUGCUUCCGGGCGUUCGGCGACGACGUCCGCUGGUGGAUCACGAUCGACAACCCGUUCGUGGUGGCUCGACACGGCUACGGCACCGGGGUGGUUGCCCCGGGCGUCAAGGGUGACCCCGACCUGCCCUACAGGGUGGCCCAUGUGCUUCUCAAGGCUCACGCGGCGGCCUGGCACACGUACGACCGCAACUACCGGCGAUGGCAAGGUGGCCGCGUGUCCAUAGCGCUGGCGUCCCACUGGGUGCGUCCGAGGCGGAUGCGCGCAGAGAGCCUGCGAGAGUGCCAGUGCUCACUGGAGCACGUGCUGGGCUGGUUCGCCGGGCCUCUCUUCGGCGACGGCGACUACCCGGCCUGCAUGAAGGCCCGCCUGGGCGCCAGGUUGCCGACCCUGGGCGACGAGGAGCGGCGACGCCUCCGGGGCACGGCAGACUUCUUCGCGCUCUCUCACGGCGCCACCCUCAGCUUCCAGCUCGUCAACGACAGCCUCAAGUUCGGCCAGCAGGAGGAAUUAGACCUGCGAAUGCUCCUCUACUGGGUCAGCGCCGAGUACAACUGGCCCGACAUCUUCGUGGUGCAGAGCGGAUGGUUCGUAUCAAGCAGCACCAAGACUCAGGACCCCAAGCACAUGUACUACUUGAAGAGGUUCAUCGCGGAGGCUCUCAAAUCCAUCGCCGUGGACGGCGUGAAGGUGGUGGGCUACACGGCGUGGUCGCUGAUGGACGGCUUCGAGUGGCACCGCGAGUGCAGCAUCAGGCGGGGACUUUACUACGUCGACUUCAAUACGCCCGACAUGAAGCGAGAGCCCAAGACCUCGGCCACCUUCUACAAAAACGUGAUCCAGAGAAACGGGUUUCCGGAGCUUCCGGAGAACCAACCCGCUCAAGGAGUUUUCCCGUGUGACUUUGCCUGGGGGGUCUCCGCCAAUUCCAUCCAGGUGGAAAGCUCUCCCAGUCAGUUUGCGGACCCCAAUGUGUACAUGUGGAACAUGGACAAUGGUGAGCUGACCCGCCUGGAAGGCCACGUGGCGCCACCUACACACCGCAACGCGCACUGCGCCGACUACGUUAGCAUCAGACAGCAGGUGGAUGAAAUCCAGGCAGUGGGUGUGAGCCACUUCCACUUCUCCCUCAACUGGUCUGCGCUGGUGCCGGCGGGCGACGUCGCGCGGCCCAACGCCACCCUCCUGGGUUACUACCGCUGCUUCAGCCACCAGCUGCUGCGCGCCAACGUCACGCCCGUGGUCACCCUGUGGCACCACACACGCCAAGGCAGCAGUCUACCGGCGCCCCUCGACAGCCCCAACAGGUGGCUCAAUAGGGAGACUCCGGACUUUUUUGCCGACUACGCGCGCUUGUGCUUCCGCGAGCUGGGCGAGCACGUGAAGAUGUGGAUCACGCUCAACGAGCCCAACGAUGAUAUGGUGAGCUACCAGGAAGCUCAUCAGAUGCUGCGAGCCCACGCGCUCGCCUGGCGCGCCUACGACCGAGAAUUCAGGCCCGCUCAGGGUGGUCAGGUGUCUCUUGCCCUGCACAUGGACUGGGUGGAACCAGCCUUCUCCUUCAGCCGCGAGGACGUGGAGCCUGCCAAGAGGGUUCUAGACUUCCGGGUGGGAUGGUUUGCCGAGCCGAUCUUUGGAAGCGGAGAUUAUCCCAUGGGAAUGAGGAGCUGGCUGCGACAACUCAACUCACUCGAACUUCCGGUGUUCAACAAAGACGAUCGUCAGCUGGUGAAGGGCACGUACGACUUCUUUGCCAUCAGUCACUUCAGCACUGAACUGGUGACGCACGCCAAGGAGGACCCGUACACGUACAUAUCCGAGCUGGAAGUGCAGCACAUGGUCGACACCACGUGGAUCAAGUCGCCCCGCCCCGUGGUCCCGUGGGGCCUGAGGAAGGCUCUCAACUGGGUCAAGGAGCACUACCCGCGCGUGCCCGUCUACGUGAUGGCCAACGGCGUGCAGGAGGACCCGGCCCGCUUCAAGGAUAGCCUGAGGGUCUUCUACGUGUACAACUACAUCAACGAGGCACUCAAAGCGUUCACCCUGGACGGCGUGAAUUUGAAGGGCUACUUUGCGUACGCCCUGAGCGACCAACGCGACCCGGGCUUCGGCCUGUACGGCCACGUGCACGAGGAGGCGGUGGCGAAGGCGUCGCUGGCCAAUUAUCGUAACAUCAUCCGCCACAACGGCUUCCCUGUGCAGGGGGCGCCCGCCCAGCGGUGCCCCCUCGCCGACCGGCCCUGUCCGGGCUGUCGGGUUCUGGCCAAGCGGCCCGUGGUGGGCUUCCUGACGCUGCUGGGCUCAGCCACGCUUAUCACGCUGGUUCUCGUUGUCUACUACGCCUCCAGGAGGCACAAAGAUGCUUACUGAUGACGGAUCGUCUAACGUGUGUUUUGCAUUUAGUAGCUUCUAGAAGCACUUUUUGUUUUUGUAACAAAAAUUUUAUUGCAGUAAUGUUCUUGUGUUCUCAUGCACUUUUCAUUCAGCCCGUUUCCACCAAGCACUUGACUUUGAUAUUCUCUCUUUAACAAUUAUUGGUAGCUUACAGUUGGGGGUGAAUGUCACUCACCUCCGGUUACAUGAACAAGAGCUGGAAAAUAUCGUAGAGUACUGAAAUAAUUGAUGACCAAUUUGUACCACUUUACGGUACCCCAAAAAGCGGCAAACAAAAUCCAAGAAAAAAAAAUAAGUCAGAAUUAAUUUUCAAGAAUAAAACAUUAUUUUGGGGGGUUGUACUAAUGAAGUGACAAUGACUUGCAGUGACGUGCAAAGUUACAAAUAAGUUACUGAUUUUUUUUUUGUAUCCUUUCCCAUUUAUUUGAACUCACUUUCACCAUCAAGGUCAAUCGCUCCCAGUUAAAUUUGCACAACCACAACGUAGAGCGUGUACACCGUCCCGGGUGCUCGGAGGGAACGUGAUUAGCAUAACUAGCUAAUGAGCAAUGGUGAUUGUUUGUCAUCUGUUGUGUAUUUGUGUCGAGGUAAAUAAAAA
Molecule: messenger RNA, 5234 nt
Organism: Hippocampus zosterae (dwarf seahorse)
Lineage: Eukaryota; Metazoa; Chordata; Actinopteri; Syngnathiformes; Syngnathidae
Gene: kl
Product: klotho
Exons: 13
Coding region: 1556-4612 (1018 amino acids)
Biological process (GO): carbohydrate metabolic process
Molecular function (GO): beta-glucosidase activity
Source: RefSeq, a predicted model, not a curated record